AUGAGUCACUAAGGAGUACUGUCAACGAAGUAAUAAGAAGCAGCUUUCUUGAAAAUACUUAAAAAGUAAUGCAACUUUACAUGUGCGGAUUGCUCAUCGAAAUCGCCUACUUGGGCAUCUCUGGAUUUUGGAGUUUUUGUGUGCUAUAAUUGCUCAGGUUAGCACAGAGCCUUAGGAUAGAAUAUAACUAGAGUGAGAUCGACUAAACUAGAUUGUUGGACUUAAGAAAACGUUGAUUUGAUGGAUGCUUUAGGAAACGACUAAAAUGAGUAUUGGGAAAACAGAUUACAAAAAAAUAAUAAAAUCCAACCUUCUGCUUCUCCAGAAGAAAUUAAACUCUUUGUUCAAGAAAAGUAUGUAAAAAGAACCUGGGUAAAAUAGGGUCAGGCUGAUCCGAAAACUCGAUAUACAUAAUGUCUCAUGAGUGGCGUACCUUUUAGAGUUGUAAAAACUAACACAUUUUUUAGUGAAAAUGGGACUCAAGGUUAACAGGUAAAAGAUGAAAUGAAACAAUUUCAUUCUACCUAACAAUAAGGAAUUCAAAGAAAUAAUAGGUAAUUUAGCAUAGAGUCAAAAUAAACUUAAAAAGAAGCAAAUCUUAUUUCACCAGAUAAGGGAGGUCAAUUUGAUUGGAAUUCAUUUAAUCAUUUCUCUACUUUUUCUGGUGUUCCUAGCCAUCACACCUACUAAACUAACUAAUUAGAAAUAUAACCUAAAAAAUUAUAAUAAAAUGAGGAUCAAUCUCCAAGCUUCAAGCCAAAGAACAAUAACUUAAAUGAUUUUGAUUUACUAACCUAUUCAUCAAUGGCAGAUAAUUAAUAAUUUAUGUCAUAUAAUCCAAUACAAUAAUAAUCUUUAUAACAAUAAACUCACUAGUAAUUUAAUACACAUAAUCCUUAAUACAAUACAGUAAAUUAAUAGUCAUGGUCAUAAGCUUAGAAGUAGGCAUAAAUAUAAUCAUAAUAAUAAUAAUAACAAGCAAAUUAAUAAGUUAAUUAGUAAUAGUAAAAUAAUUAAUUACUAAACUUGGGAAACAAUGCUUUUGGAUCUAAUAACCAAUAAUAAAUUUGGGGAUAAUAACCAUAACCAUAACCAUAAUAAUAAUAAUAAUAAUAAUAAUAAUAAUAAUAAUAAUAAUAAUAAUAAUAAUAAUAAUAAUAAUAAUAAUAAUAAUAAUAAUAAUAAUAAUAAUAAUAAUAUAAUUAAGCAAGUAGUAAACCUCCUCUUCCUGGUCGAUAAAAUGGUUAAUUUAAUUAAUCAAAUAUGAAUUUCUCUUAAUAAUAACCUUAAAUAUAAUAGUAAUUAGCUAAUUAAGUUAAUUAUUAACCAAAUUUUUCAUAAUAAUAAUAAGCAAAUUAAUAAUAGCAACCAAAAUAAUAAUAAUAAUAAUAAUAAUAUCAAUUUCUGAAUCAAAACUAAUAAAAUAAUACAUAAAAUUUCGGAUUUGACAAUAAUGUUAAUAAUAACAACCAGCAAAUGUAUUAAGGAUUUAAUAAUAUUUAAUUCCCUGCAAAUUAAGGAAAUAUUAAUAAUAACUAAUAAUAUCACCAAUUUAAUACAACAAACUAACCUUCAAACUCAAAGUACUAAAACAAUCCAUUUGCAAAUGAUGCUUAAGACAUAAGGAACCUCUAUAAUACUCAAUAGCCGAGCAAGUAUGAUUAGUUGAGAAACAAUCCUUUUGUUUGA
Molecule: messenger RNA, 1689 nt
Organism: Paramecium tetraurelia
Lineage: Eukaryota; Ciliophora; Oligohymenophorea; Peniculida; Parameciidae
Exons: 3
Molecular function (GO): GTPase activator activity
Source: RefSeq, a predicted model, not a curated record